CACGUGGACACCGCGCUCACUUCCGGCUGAACAUGGCGGCGUGCAUGAUGUGGAGAGCGGUGCAGAGCGGAGCUGAGCGCGCGGGCCGGUUACUGCGCACGAGACAGGUGGUCAAGGUGAGCCCCAGAAGAUGGCUGAACCUUCAGGAGUAUCAGAGCAAGAAGCUGAUGCAGGACAGCGGAGUGACGGUCCAGCGCUUCUUCGUGGCCGACACCGCUGACGAAGCCCUGCAGGCUGCAAAGAGGCUCAAUGCUAAAGAGAUUGUUCUGAAGGCUCAGAUUCUGGCAGGAGGUCGGGGUAAAGGAGUCUUUGACAGCGGCCUGAAAGGAGGUGUGCACUUAACCAAAGACCCUGCAGUGGUGGGCGAUUUGGCUGGCAAGAUGCUCGGCUUCAACCUGACCACCAAGCAGACCCCUAAGGACGGCGUGAAAGUAAAAACGGUGAUGGUGGCGGAGGCUUUGGACAUCUCCAGAGAAACGUACUUUGCUAUCCUGAUGGACCGGGCGUGUAACGGGCCUGUUAUGGUGGGCAGUCCGCAGGGUGGAGUGGACAUAGAGGAGGUAGCAGCCAAAACACCAGAGCUCAUAUUCAAGGAACCCAUAGAUAUUUUCGAAGGUGUUCGAGACGACCAGGCUCGGCGCAUGGCAGCUAAUUUGGGCUUCAAAGGGCCGCUGGAGACUCAGGCUGCAGAUCAGAUUAAGAAGCUCUAUGAUCUGUUCCUGAAAGUCGACGCCACUCAAGUGGAAGUCAAUCCUCUCGGGGAGACUCCCCAAGGACAAGUUGUUUGCUUUGACGCCAAAAUCAACUUUGACGACAACGCAGAGUUCCGCCAGAAAGCCGUCUUCGCCAUGGACGACACGGCCGAGAGUGACCCCACAGAAACAGAGGCGGCCAAAUAUGACCUCAAAUACAUCGGCCUGGACGGCAACAUCGCCUGCUUUGUCAAUGGCGCCGGUCUCGCAAUGGCAACCUGUGACAUCAUCGACCUGCAUGGCGGGAAACCGGCGAACUUCUUGGACCUGGGAGGCGGGGUGAAGGAGAACCAGGUCUAUGCAGCCUUCAAACUGCUGACUGCCGACCCAAAGGUAGAGGCCAUUCUGGUGAACAUCUUUGGCGGUAUUGUGAACUGUGCCAUCAUCGCUAACGGCAUCACGAAAGCCUGCAGAGAGCUGGAGCUCAAGGUGCCCUUGGUCGUCCGGCUGGAAGGUACGAACGUGCAGGAGGCUAAGCGGAUCCUGUCGGAGAGCGGCCUGCCCAUCACUGCUGCCAGCGACCUGGACGACGCAGCCAGGAAAGCAGUAGCCGCUAUCGCUAAGAAAUAAUCAAUGUAAAAAAAAACGAAAUAAA
This is a messenger RNA of Astyanax mexicanus (Mexican tetra), 1347 nucleotides long. It is a transcript of the gene suclg2, whose product is annotated as succinate-CoA ligase GDP-forming subunit beta. Gene Ontology annotation, biological process: tricarboxylic acid cycle; succinyl-CoA metabolic process. Gene Ontology annotation, cellular component: succinate-CoA ligase complex; mitochondrion. NCBI's taxonomy places the organism in Eukaryota, Metazoa, Chordata, Actinopteri, Characiformes, Acestrorhamphidae. The transcript has 11 exons. Bases 33 to 1322 code for a protein of 429 amino acids. The record is from RefSeq and is a predicted model, not a curated record. Gene Ontology annotation, molecular function: ATP binding; succinate-CoA ligase (GDP-forming) activity.